Amborella trichopoda is the source of this 1293-nucleotide messenger RNA. It is a transcript of the gene LIGB, whose product is annotated as catalytic LigB subunit of aromatic ring-opening dioxygenase family. The record is from RefSeq and is a predicted model, not a curated record. NCBI's taxonomy places the organism in Eukaryota, Viridiplantae, Streptophyta, Magnoliopsida, Amborellales, Amborellaceae. Gene Ontology annotation, molecular function: dioxygenase activity; zinc ion binding; ferrous iron binding.
GUGGAAAUUACAGUUAGUAUUGUGGGGAAGUCUAAUGGGCACCCUUUUUUUUUAGCCUGUUCUACGACGCGGGAGAGGCCUUUUCUAGAGAGAGAGAUAGAGAGAGAGAGCAAAGAACUUUUUUAAGGGCGAGGAAGAAACAGAAGAGAGAGAAACUGAAGGGUUAUUUCCUAGAGAGAGAGAGAGAGAGAUGGACACAUUUUUUAUAUCGCAUGGGUCUCCAACCCUUGCGAUUGAUGAAGAUGUCCCUGCAAGAAAAUUCCUUCAACAAUGGCAGCAGAAGAUACUACCUCAGAGGCCAAAGGCAAUUCUUGUGAUCUCAGGCCAUUGGGAGACAGACGUGCCCACUGUGAAUUGCGUUCAGAGGAAUCAGACCAUACAUGACUUUUAUGGAUUCCCCCAACCUAUGUACCAGCUCCAAUACCCAGCUCCAGGCUCUCCAAUGUUGGCAAAGUCAGUGAAGCAACUCUUAGAGAUCUCCGGUUUCAAGACCGUGAUGGAGGACGGGGCCCGCGGCCUGGACCACGGAGCGUGGGUGCCACUCAUGCUCAUGUACCCGAAAGCAGAUAUCCCGGUAUGCCAAUUGUCAGUCCAAACAGAUAAAGAUGGAACCUACCACUAUAAACUGGGCCAAGCUUUGGCCCCACUAAGGGACCAAGGUGUGUUGAUUAUGGGGUCAGGUAGUGCUACUCAUAACUUGAGGGCCUUGAGACAGGGUGGAGAUAAACCUGUUCCCUGGGCCCAUGACUUCGAUACCUGGCUCAAGGAGGCCUUAAUCAAUGGAAAAUAUGAAGAUAUAAACCAUUAUGAGAAGAAGGCACCAGGUGCGAAAUUGGCUCAUCCUUGGCCUGAUCACUUCUACCCUCUGCACGUUGCACUUGGAGCAGCCGGCAAGUGCCCCAAGGCUGAACUCAUCCACCAUAGCUGGACCCAUGGUUCUCUCUCCUAUGCCUCCUAUAGGUUCACAACAGAUAUAUAAAAAAAUGGGCUACCUACAUACAAUGGGGGUGUUCAGAAGAUAUACGUGUUUUCUCUUUAUUUUUGUUGGUUUUCAUAUCUUUGGUUGGUAAUGAUACUGUGGAUGUCAGCUCCUUUUACAUCUUCCCAUAUCAUAUCAAAUCUGCACCAUUGUUGGAGCUGCACCAAGAUCUCUAACUGAACUGUAUUUCAGUGAUUUAAGCUGUGUUUUGCAUCUUAAAUCUGUGGAAAAUUUAGAUGGAUUUGUGAGUCUGGUAACUUACGGUAGACUUUUCCAUCAUUUAGUAUGAGGAACAUAUGUUUCUUUGCCAUUUA